UUGCUGUGGUUACCUGUGACGCAACAGUGGGCGGGGCCUGCAGGACCACGUGUGCAGUAUAAACGGCCCUUGCGCUUCAUCAGUCAGCAGUCAGAGCUGCAACGGUACCGGGACCAGAACCGGGUUGUUUAUCUGCUUCGUGUUUUUCCGGAUUCCCGUUGCGGGACCAGGAUGGCCGUGACGGAGGCGGGAUGUGACCUGACCUACUGCAAGAUGCGGGGGAUCGUCGCAGUUCUCACCGCUUUCAUCAAGGAGAGGAAGAUGGGUCUGAAUGACUUCAUCCAGAAGCUGGUCUCCACUCCACACAUCUGCCAGCACAUCGAGGUGAACAACUUCCUGAAGAUCGAUCAGAACCAGGACCAGAACCAGGAGGCAGCAGGAGAAAGUCCAAUGUUUGGGACCCCCCGUGGAUCGCUGGCAGAAGAAACUCAGAUCAAACCUUCUGACUUCGACUACCUCAGAAUCAUCGGCAAAGGCAGCUUUGGGAAGGUCCUCCUGGCUCGGCACAAGGAGACCACCAGGUACUUUGCUGUCAAGGUGCUGCAGAAGAAAAUCAUUCUGAAGAAGAAGGAGCAAAAGCACAUCAUGGCUGAGCGCAGCGUCCUGAUGAAGAACAUCAAGCACCCGUUCCUGGUGGGACUCCACUGCUCCUUCCAGACGGUGGACAAGCUCUACUUCGUCCUGGACUUUGUGAACGGGGGCGAGCUCUUCUACCACCUUCAGAGAGAACGGGUCUUCCUGGAGCCCAGGGCCCGGUUCUAUGCUGCUGAAAUCGCCAGUGCUCUGGGUUACCUGCACUCGCUGCACAUUGUGUACAGGGACCUGAAGCCUGAGAACAUCCUUCUGGACUCACAGGGUCACGUUGUCCUGACAGACUUUGGACUGUGUAAAGAAGGACUUGAGCCCACCGGAACCACAACAACAUUCUGUGGGACUCCUGAGUAUUUGGCUCCAGAGGUUCUGCAGAAGCAGGCGUAUGACCGCACAGUGGACUGGUGGUGCCUCGGGUCAGUGCUCUAUGAGAUGCUGUACGGACUGCCUCCCUUCUACAGCCGGAACACAGCGGAGAUGUACAACAACAUCCUGCACCAAACUCCAGUUCUGAAGCCCAAUGUCUCCAACGCAGGCCGGGAGCUGCUGGAGGGGCUCCUGCAGAAGGACCGCACCAGACGGCUCGGAGCCAAAGACGACUUUCUGGAACUCAAGUACCACUCUUUCUUCUCUCCGGUCAGCUGGGAGGAGCUGAUGGCGAAGAAGAUCCCACCUCCGUUUGUCCCGUCUGUGUCCAGUCCCACUGACCUGAGGCACUUCGACCCGGAGUUCACCCACCUGCCUGUGUCCUCGUCUCUGUGCAGCGACUCCAUGGCAGUGACCAGCAGCAUGAAGGAAGCAGCCGGAGCAUUCCCAGGAUUUUCUUACGGACCGCCGGAGGAACAAUCCUUCAUGUGAGCAACCCCGUCUCGGUCCCAGGAAGGGACAGGAACCAGAAGUCUGGACUCUGAGACAUGGACCUCAGCGCAGCAGCUUGUGGGUAGUCCAGCACCACAGGUCCAGUCAGCCUGAACCAUCAAGAUCAAUAAGACGUGCCAAGUGUGGAGCAGAUCCAGGAUGAUAGAACCUGCUGGUGCUGGUUCUGGAGCCCCCAGCUGCUAGAGUGGGAUAUGAAGUGCCUAAAGCAGGAACUGGUCCAGGUGGCAGAGCUGUCCUCAAAGAACGUGCUCCAGUAGUUUGGACCUCUGAGUCGAUGCCUUCUUUGUUUAGUCUGUUGGUUUAAUGUGGAAACGAGUUCUGUGACCCGUUUGUCUUCACCAGAACCUGUUAUGGUUUAACUGGGAUUGUCCUCCAUCAUCCAAUCACACAGAACCAAAGGUCAUCAAAGGUCAUGGGUUCUGUCUCAUCAGCUGUUCCUGACAACCAAUCGGCACCACCUAAAGGUUACCGCUAGUUCUGUUGGCCAGGAGAACCGGGCCUUGGAGCAGAUGUUCCAGACAUUAUUUUGGCCAGUUCUGAUAAAUUCUCAGAAUUUAUGGAAUCAAACACGCGGUUCCGAAUCAGUGAUGUCAUGUACUUGUUUAUGUGUAAAUCAGCUGUUUAACGAGUCAGCUGACCUGGAAUCGGUCAGAAACAAAGUCUGUGAUCAGCUGUUUAACAAGUCAGCUGACCUGGAAUCGGUCAGAAACAAAGUCUGUGAUCAGCUGUUUAACAAGUCAGCUGACCUGGAAUCGGUCAGAAACAAAGUCUGUGAUCAGCUGUUUAACAAGUCAGCUGACCUGGAAUCGGUCAGAAAUAAAGUCUGUAAAUGAGCUGUUUAACGAGUCAGCUGACCUGGAAUCAGUCAGAAACAAAGUCUGUAAAUCAGCUGUUUAUCGAGUCAGCUGACCUGGAAUCGGUCAGAAACAAAGUCUGUGAUCAGCUGUUUAACAAGUCAGCUGACCUGGAAUCGGUCAGAAACAAAGUCUGUGAUCAGCUGUUUAACAAGUCAGCUGACCUGGAAUCGGUCAGAAACAAAGUCUGUAAAUCAGCUGUUUAUCGAGUCAGCUGACCUGGAAUCGGUCAGAAACAAAGUCUGUGAUCAGCUGUUUAACAAGUCAGCUGACCUGGAAUCGGUCAGAAACAAAGUCUGUAAAUCAGCUGUUUAACGAGUCAGCUGACCUGGAAUCAGUCAGAAACAAAGUCUGUAAAUCAGCUGUUUAACGAGUCAGCUGACCUGGAAUCGGUCAGAAACAAAGUCUGUAAAUCAGCUGUUUAUCGAGUCAGCUGACCUGGAAUCAGUCAGAAACAAAGUCUGUGAUCAGCUGUUUAACAAGUCAGCUGACCUGGAAUCGGUCAGAAAUAAAGUCUGUAAAUCAGCUGUUUAACGAGUCAGCUGACCUGGAAUCAGUCAGAAACAAAGUCUGUAAAUCAGCUGUUUAUCGAGUCAGCUGACCUGGAAUCGGUCAGAAACAAAGUCUGUAAAUCAGCUGUUUAUCGAGUCAGCUGACCUGGAAUCGGUCAGAAAUAAAGUCUGUAAAUCAGCUGUUUAACGAGUCAGCUGACCUGGUAUCGGUCAGAAACAAAGUCUGUAAAUCAGCUGUUUAACGAGUCAGCUGACCUGGAAUCGGUCAGAAACAAAGUCUGUAAAUCAGCUGUUUAACGAGUCACCUGACCUGGAAUCGGUCAGAAAUAAAGUCUGUAAAUCAGCUGUUUAUCGAGUCAGAUGACCUGCAAUCGGUCAGAAAUAAAGUCUGUAAAUCAGCUGUUUAUCGAGUCAGCUGACCUGGAAUCGGUGAGAAACACAAAUAAAGUCUGUGAUCAGCUGCUUAACAAGUCAGCUGACCUGGAAUCGGUC
Molecule: messenger RNA, 3328 nt
Organism: Nothobranchius furzeri (turquoise killifish)
Lineage: Eukaryota; Metazoa; Chordata; Actinopteri; Cyprinodontiformes; Nothobranchiidae
Product: STKc_SGK domain-containing protein
Biological process (GO): protein phosphorylation
Cellular component (GO): nucleus; cytoplasm
Molecular function (GO): ATP binding; phosphatidylinositol binding; protein serine/threonine kinase activity
Source: RefSeq, a predicted model, not a curated record